Molecule: messenger RNA, 681 nt
Organism: Macroventuria anomochaeta
Lineage: Eukaryota; Fungi; Ascomycota; Dothideomycetes; Pleosporales; Didymellaceae
Exons: 1
Source: RefSeq, a predicted model, not a curated record
CUCUCAUCACUGCUCCAGUACGUUGACCAUGUCCUCAUGCGCGACGAGGACUGUCACAACCGUCCACCCUACGUCACACAAGCAUGCGUAAGCUGCAACAUGCAAUGGGACAAAGCCGGCACCCGAUCGAUAUUCCUGCCCUUGUCACCAUGCAACCACUGGAUCCACUAUCGAUGCCUUGUUUGGCUCGCCACAAGCGACGGUCCGCACAAAAACAAGUGCCCCAUAUGCAACAAGCAGCUCUUCGAGUGGGACGGAAUCAGUGCCUUGACGCUCGCCACACGCACGAGCCUACCCAUGGGCAAUGAACAGACUGUCACACUUCUCUCAGUCACUUCUGACAGGACCGAUUACGAACAGGAGUGCCAGCUUAUCGACAACAUCAUCACUUGUCGCUUUUUCAAGGAGCUCGUGAAACCAAGCGGCUUCUCUGACAAUUCUCCGGAUCUGGUGCAAUGCUUCAAUGAUGUGCUUAAUGAUCUCAGAUUAAUGGGUCGACCGCAGUCGAAGUGGCUGAAGUGGAGUACCACCACUGGGUCGCUUCUGUUUGGUAUGUUGGUUGCGAUUAAGAUGAGGAGGUUCCUGGUGGAGGCCCAUGGGAGGAUUAGGCAGACAGAAGCAUGGAUUGCCUGGGAGAAUGGGUGUCGGUCGCUGCAAGGGAGGAUCUUGAAGGAAGUGCAU